UAUUAAAUAUUAUUCAGGAACACAUGAACCAAAAUGGUAAUGAAAAAUAUAGUUCCAACUCUGCUGAAGAGAUUUUCGAAGCGAAAGAGAAAACAUGUGUUAAACAAAACCCAUUACGGUGUUAUGUACGCUGUAAUGAAUGAAGAUGAGGCAUGCCUUCUGUCAGCUAUUAAAGCAGGAGCCCCCCUUAAUUCACACAUUGAUCUUGAAGACACAUCUGUUGCAGGUGAUCUAGACUCUAAAACACCACUCCACUGGGUUGCAUCACGUGGUAAUGCUAACUUCCUAAAGCUACUGCUAGAAGCUGGAGCUGAUCCCAAUGCUAAGGGAACAUGGAGUGGGCGCACUCCUCUUUUAGAGUGCUCUGAUAACAUAGAAUGUACAAGACUGCUCCUAGCAGCUGGAGCUAACGUAAACGCUGUGGACUCUGAAGGGAACAGUGUGUUACAUUACACUGCUAGAACUGAGCAGUUCUCUUACCUCCAGUACCGGUUUUUGAUCCAAUGUGGAGCUAAAGCUGAUGUAACGAACAGAUUAGGAGAGACAUCAAUACACAAGCUGUGCAGUUACAGCAAUGACACCCUUCAAAGAUCCAAGGCGCUAAACAUCUGUAUUAAGAACGGUUGUAAUGUGAACAAGAUAGAUUACAACGGUAGAACGGCUCUUCACUUGGCGGCUGCUCACUCUAACGAGGAAUGCGUUCAGAUGUUGCUGAGGAAUAGCGGAGUAGUAGAUGCAGCAGACUAUGAUGGAAUGACCCCACUACACUUCGCCAGCAGAAGGAGGGGAGGAGAGGGCUGUGUGGCUAUCCUUCUUAAUGCUGGAGCAGAGCCGGACUACGAGUCAGGUAACUCCGGCUACACUGCACUCCAGCUAGCAGUCCAACACAACAAUGUGGCUAGUGUGCGGUUGUUGCUACAUUACGGCGCUAAACCUGUCACUCAGUCCCCUAGCUAUGAUAUCUGCAGGAGAUCGUGUUGUGUUCGUCACACUUCCUGUAUGUCUCGUAGUUCCCUGAGACAAGCUAACACUGAGGACACUCCCUCACUCCUCACUGCCUCCCAACUUAUAGUCGCUAAUGCUAUCGGUACAGUUCCCAGCCUGCAAUCUCUGUGCCGACUAGCUAUACGCCGCCUCACCGGACCUAGCAACCUCCGCAAGUUACUAGAGCUGACCCAGCCUCCUUCUAGCGGCUUUCUAACACACCGCGGCGACAAACCCUCCAACACUGACGACUCAAUACCGCACAUCAAGCGCAAAACGUCGUGUCUCGCGCGGCGCGCGCUUCUGGAAAACGAGAACUUGGACCAGGAAACCAAGUAUCUGACUGUUACUACGAAAGUUGGGUUUUGUGAGAGAAUGGUGGAUUCUGCGGAUCUGAUCCCAGGUCCUAUCAGGAGAUAUCUCCUACAUGUAGAGGAGUAUGAAAUGUGGUGGGAGAUGAGAAAGAAAAACAAAAUAUUCGCUAUUGCUGCUGCUGGCAGUGCGAGAUAUCGCUAGGUAUAAUAUUUAAUAGUCAUUAGAAAAGUGAACUUGAAUUGUAUUUUGAUUAACUUAACUUGAGCAAUGCGCAUCUCUGAGAUAAU
Messenger RNA from Bolinopsis microptera, 1586 nucleotides. RefSeq names its product serine/threonine-protein phosphatase 6 regulatory ankyrin repeat subunit A-like. Gene Ontology annotation, molecular function: protein binding. Bases 34 to 1500 code for a protein of 488 amino acids. The record is from RefSeq and is a predicted model, not a curated record. NCBI's taxonomy places the organism in Eukaryota, Metazoa, Ctenophora, Tentaculata, Lobata, Bolinopsidae. The transcript has 10 exons.